Messenger RNA from Gossypium raimondii (Peruvian cotton), 1344 nucleotides. RefSeq names its product probable disease resistance protein RXW24L. The transcript has a single exon. Lineage: Eukaryota; Viridiplantae; Streptophyta; Magnoliopsida; Malvales; Malvaceae. Gene Ontology annotation, biological process: defense response to other organism. The record is from RefSeq and is a predicted model, not a curated record. The coding region runs from base 1 to 1344 and encodes 447 amino acids. Gene Ontology annotation, molecular function: ADP binding.
AUGGUUAAACAUUGUGCAGGGCUGCCAUUAGCCAUUGUUGUAUUGGGAGGAAUUUUGGCUACAAAGAAUUAUUCAUUAAACGAAUGGCAAAAGAUAUCUAACAAUGUACAAUCAUACUUGAAAAGAGGCAAAAAUCAAGGACCAGAGGAUGUGUUAGCAUUAAGUUAUGAUGAUUUGCCUCCCUAUCUAAGACCGUGUUUCCUCUAUCUAAGCCAUUUUCCGGAGGAUUAUAUGAUAGAUGUGGAUAGAUUGAUUCAAUUAUGGGUUGCUGAAGGUAUUGUGUCAUCAAAGGAAGAAGAAAGAGACAGUGGGGAAAUUGCGGAAGAUGUGGCGGAAUCUUAUUUAAUGGAGCUUGUGGAAAGGUGCAUGAUUCAAUUACAAGAAAGAAAUGUGACAGCCUCAGAGAUCAGAGCGACCUCAAAGGUCAAAACGAUUCAGAUGCAUGAUCUUAUGAGAGAUCUUUGCUUAUCAAAGGCAAAACAAGAAAAUUUUGUCUUCAUUGUUGAUCGAUCGAAUGCAUCUUCAUUAUCUAUGAUUCGGAAGGUUCGUAGGGUUUCUGUGCAUGAGUCUUUUUUCAUACAAUGCAUUAAAAGUCCAAAUAUUCGGUCACUUUUGUUCUUCAAUCAGUUCUUUUCGGAGGAGGCAUUAGAAAAAUCUUUGCCCUUGGAGGUGUUGAACUACGUUAAAAAACAUUGUGACGAUUGUUGUAAUCCACUAUUUUGGAUUCUUCUGAUUUUGGCAGGUUCUACAAGACGUCUUAAAAUUCGGGGAUUUUGGAGAUACAUGUUCAACAACUUCAAAUUGCUAAGAGUCCUAAACUAUGACAAAGGAAGAACGUCAUAUGGUUUUUGGACCGGGUGGGAUUUACCCAGUGAUAUAGGGAAUCUCAUCCAUUUAAGAUUCUUGAGUCUAAAGGAUCUUGAGUUCUUAUGGCCAAAGUUGCCAUCAUCUCUAGGCAACUUAAGGUGCUUGCAAACCUUGGAUUUAAGAGUUGGUGGUUACGAAAUUCAUGUACCUAACGUGAUAUGGAGGAUGGAGCAACUAAGACAUUUAUAUCUCCCUGUCACGUGUAAAAGCAGAACUAAGUUGAAGUUGGGUACUUUGAGAAAACUCCUAACACUCGUGAACUUCAACACCAAGAAUUGUUAUCUGGAGGAUCUUAUCAACAUGACAAAUCUUAGAGAGUUGGAGAUAAAUUUGCCCUUCAAUAUUGAAAAUUUCAAUGAGUCGGGCGAGAAUCCACCCAUAAUCGGUAGUAAAUAUCUUCAUUCCCUGUUUAUUAUUGCCAUUCGUUAUAAAACUCAAUAUCUUAUUCGGAUUAGGAUACGAGCGAAUAACAGCUAA